Molecule: messenger RNA, 3222 nt
Organism: Monoraphidium neglectum
Lineage: Eukaryota; Viridiplantae; Chlorophyta; Chlorophyceae; Sphaeropleales; Selenastraceae
Exons: 20
Coding region: 1-3222 (1073 amino acids)
Source: RefSeq, a predicted model, not a curated record
AUGGAGGAGUUGAAGCAGCAGCUUGAGAUGAAGGACCAGGAUCUGCAGCGGGAGCGCAGGGAGAAGUCUGACCUGGUCACCACCCUCCAGGACGAGCGCGAGACCUCCAUGCGGGUGCAGGCAAACAUGGACCUCCUCUGCACCCAGCAGGCCACGCUGAUAGACCAGCUGGCCAAGGCCAAGGGCUCCCUUGUAAAGGUCGACAAGCGCCGCUCUGAUAUCGAGGAUGUCAUUGUGCAGCAGAAUGACAAGUGCAAAGAGGCAGAGCGCAACAUCCACAGGCUCAUGGCAUCCAAAAGGCAAUUGGAGGCGGACCUGUUUAAGGAGAGCGAGCGGGCCGCUGGCCUGACGGACGAGCUGCAGCGCGCGAAGCAUGAGCUGGUGGAUGCGGCAGAGAGCACUGCCUCUGCUGAAGUGGCGCGCCUGCAGGAGCACAUCAACCAGCUGAUGUCUCAACUGACAGCUGCCUCCGAGGAGGUGUCCAACCAGACCGCUCGCGCAGUGGGCCUGGAAGCAGCACUGCGGGACGACAGGGAUGCGGCUGCGCAGCGUGAGGCGGCUGUGGUCAAAGAGAGGGAUGACGCCGUGUCCAACGGCUGCCAGCUGCAGAAGGCGCUCGAGUUGAUGCGGACGGAAGCCAAGCAGGCAGCCGACGCCGCCAAGGCCGCUGCGGACGAGGCCGAGCAGGUGCUGCAGGGCGUACGCGACACCGCGGCCUGCGACGCCAAGGCCCUGACCGAGGAGCUGCAGGUCAAGCUUGACAGUGCGCAGCGGGAAGCCGAGACGGCGCGCGCUGCUGCGCAGGAGGUGCAGACGGCGCUGGACGAGUGUCAAAUUGCCCUGCAGCAGGAGAGCACGGCCAAGGAGGGCCUGGAGCAGCACCUGAUUGAGCUACGCGAGGAGGCAGAGGCAGCCGCUGCGCGUGCCGCCGUCGAGAAGACGUCAGCUGACAAGCAGCUGGCCUCCACGUGCCAGGACCUUGAAGAGGCGCGGGCCCAGCUCGCCAUUGCGCUUGACGCCAACGAGUCCGCGGUGCAGCGUGCAACCGAGGAGGCCAACAGCCGCGCGGCGCUGGAACUCCAACACUACCAGAAACAGAACGCCGCGGCCUACGACAGGUCUGAGAAGGAGAAGAAGGAGGCCGUGCGCGCCAAGGCCGAGCUAGAGUCCAAGGUGCAGUCUCUGGAGGAGGAGCGCGACACACUCAAGACCCGGCUGGCAGACGCCAGCAAGGCUCGCAGCAGUACAGACACCCUGGUCAAGGACCUGCGGGCCACAAUGGCCACCCAAGAGGCGGCUCUGGCUGCAGCACGCGCAGCGGCAGACGGCGUAGCCAAGGAGGCCAAGGAGACGGCAAAGAGGUGUGAGGAGGAGCACAAGGAGCGGCUGGCCGCCGCCAAGCGCGACGCAUCGUUGGAGCGCGACGCCGCGUUGGCGCGCCUCAGGGGCGAGCUGGGCUCCGGAUCUGAGGCGCUGCAGGCGAUGCUGGCCGAGGCGCGCGCGGGGGCGGCUAAGGCGGCGGAGGAGGCGCAGGAGCAGCGGCGCCAGCUGGAGAGUGCAAUGGCGGGGCUGCGCCAGCAGCUGGAGGACGUGGACCGCGACCUGUCCACGGCACGAGCGGCGGGCCAGCAGGCGUGUUGCGACUUCGCAGCCAAGGAGAAGCAGCUCAUCGCCUCGGCAGCUGAGUGCGACCGCCUGCGAGCGUCACUCGCCGACAAAGCAUCCGCGGCGGAGGCGUCGGCAGCUGAGCAGAAGCAGGCCUGGGCGGCGGCCGACGAGGCCAAGGCUGCGCUGGAGGUCGUCGAGGCGGAGCUGCAGCAGGCGCGCAGCGACCUGGCGGCCGCACAGGCGCGCGCCCAGACUGCAGAGGCUGCUGCCGCCGCCCCCGCCGACGCUCUGGCAGCAGCCACCACCACGAAUGCGGUGCCCGCGGCAGGUGACCCGCACGGCGCCGUGCAUGUGGCGCAUGACAGCAUGGACGAGGCUGAGCAGUCAGGGGAGAAGGGUUGGGAGGCACGGCGUCGCGCGCACGUGCGUGGCGGCGACGGCGGUGUGGCCACCAGGGCCACGCCGGGCCGCUUCAGCAGCCACGCAAGCCAGCGCUCCCAGCACAGCAUUGGCGCGGAGGGGGAGAAGGAGGCGGACGCGGGCCGCGCGCAAGAGGUCCCGCCCCGCAACCAGCGUUCCAGGCCCGGCCGUGGCAAGGAGGCCUCCAGUAAGGGUGCCGCCGGUAAGGAGGCCGCCAGCAGGCAAGCGUUUGGCGGCGAGCGAGGCGGCAAGGCGGAGGAUGGCGACGCGCACCUGGCCACCAAGACGCCCUUCAUCUCAGAGCACGACGCGGCGCGGCCAGGGCCACCUGCGGCGCCGCCCAGCACGGCGGCAGGGCUGCGCCCGCAGCACGGGGCCCUGAAGCGCAAGGCCCCAGAGCCCGAGGCGCCGCCCCGCGGGGUCGAUGACAUCCAGCCCGCCGCGAAGCAGCAGGCGCCGCAGGCGGCGGCGCGCGCGCGCGGCAUCGAGGCGCUCGGCGUCUUCAGCUUCGGCGGCCCCGACGGCUGCGACAGCGACGGCGGCCCGAGCGAGAGCGUCGCGCCCAGCGACAGCGAGGGCGGGUGCGUGGACCACCGGCGGCGCGACGAGCUGCUGGCGGCGCGCAGGGAGGCGAUGGACGCCAAGAAGCGCCGCCAGGAGGCGGCGGCGGCGCGCGGCACGAUGCCGCCGCCCGCGUCACAGCACCAGGCCCGCGGCGCGGUCGGAGCGCGGCGCGCCGACGGCGCUGGUGGCGGCGGCGGCGGCGGCGCCAACGGGCAGCAGAGGGCCAACUCCAGGGCGGCCGCGGCGGGCGGCGGCGCGCGGGGGGGCGGCCGCCUGUCUAGCAUGGCCACCAGCAUGGACACCACUACGAUGGAUGCUUCCCAAAUGACCCGCACGAGAGACACACAGCAGUGCCCCCCCAGGAAGAAGGCUGCCGGCGGCCGCGCGGGCCGCAUGGGCAACGGCACAGAGAGCACUGGCGCCGGCUCGGGCGGGGCGAGCGCGAGCGCGGGCCUGUGGGCGCCGCAGCAGCAGCAGCAGCAGCGCGGCCGUGAGCGCUCAGCGCAGCAGCAGGGCGGCAGGAUGAGGGGCGGCGCCGCGGCAGAGCACGGCGGCAAGGCAGCAGCGGGCGCGCACAAUGCCGCACAGAAGAACACGGCGGAGCAGAUUUUUGGCACACAGGUGGUCUGA